This is a messenger RNA of Rasamsonia emersonii CBS 393.64, 1212 nucleotides long. RefSeq lists its product as uncharacterized. The record is from RefSeq and is a predicted model, not a curated record. NCBI's taxonomy places the organism in Eukaryota, Fungi, Ascomycota, Eurotiomycetes, Eurotiales, Trichocomaceae. Gene Ontology annotation, cellular component: proteasome regulatory particle, lid subcomplex; cytoplasm; nucleus. Gene Ontology annotation, biological process: ubiquitin-dependent protein catabolic process. Gene Ontology annotation, molecular function: proteasome binding; endopeptidase activator activity; ubiquitin binding. The transcript has 3 exons. Bases 1 to 1212 code for a protein of 403 amino acids.
AUGUCGAUAGUACCCAUUAUCACCUUCAAAGCUGGUAUCUGCGAUCUAGAUCUGUCGACCGGAACUGACAGCAGCUCCCAGACUUCGGUGUCUCCGCACAGAGUCAAGCCAAAGCCUACUCCCGGUUACAUCUACUUGUACUCUGAAGAUGAACUCAUCCACUUCUGCUGGCGCCCUCGCUCCGCACCACUUACGGAGCCCGAGCUGGAUCUGGUGAUGGUCCCCUCAGAUGGCUCCUUCACACCAUACAAGUCCCCACAAGCAGGCACCAAGGCGCCCACCAAUGGGCGGAUCUACGUCUUGAAGUUCUCGUCCAGCUCCCAGCGGUACCUGUUCUGGCUGCAAUCCAAGACCCAGCACGAGAGAGGCAAUCUUAGCUGGUUCAGCCCCAGGGACCUGAAGCUGGGAGAGAUUGUCAACACUCUGCUUCAGGGAGAAGAGAUCGAUGUCCAACGAGAAAUCGCGAACCUGCCGCGGGGUCCAGGCGGUCGAGGCGGCGAUGACGAUGAAACCAUGGAGGACGUGGAGGGAUCUCAUAAUGUCUCCGACCACCGCGGGAGCAGCGGCGGAGCUGGCCUGGAUGCGACAGGAGGUGAUAUCCGAGAAGAGGGCGAGGAGUCCCGGGAGGGUGGUGCGGACGGUGGCCGAGCGGCUACUGUUCCGUCAUCUGAUCCGUCGUCUGUCGUACAGGGUCUUCUCAGGUCCCUCCAAGGGAACCAGAACGUUCAGCCCCAGGCUCACGAAAACCUUUUCACUACCCUAACCGACCUGCUUUCUCCAUCGUCGACCCUUCCGAUGGUCGAAUCCGCGGACGAGCAAGCGGUUGACAAUCUUUUGAAUUUCCUGCCACCAUCGUUAAUCCUCCUGGCGCAAGGUGCCGAGGAUGUAUCUGCCACGGAUGCCAACGCCGAGACCGCGCAAGCGGUAUUGCUCUCUCUUGACUUGAACCAGAAGAAAGAUAUCCUCCGGCGAGUCCUGCGCUCUCCUCAGUUUACCCAAAGUCUCGGAAGCCUCACCGUCGCUCUCCGAGAUGGGGGCCUGCCCAGUAUCAGUGAAGCUCUCAAAGUCCCGGUAGAGAAUGGAGGGUUCGUGCGCGGAGGUGGGGUGCCUCUGGGUGGUGGCGACGCGGUUGAAGCAUUCCUGGAAGGCGUCCGAAGGCAUGUAACAGAAAAGAAGGAAUCGCACAGUGACGAGCGCAUGGAAACCGACUAA